GUUACGAAACGAAUUGUAGCUGUAAUUCUGUUCUACUUUCUCUGUUGGACGCCUCAAUGGACACUGAAUAUUAUGUCGCAGUUUAACCUCAUUCAUGUUUCAUGGAUGACGCCAGCGCUUUCUGCUAUGUUCUUUGUCGCUCACUUGUUGGUGUGCUUCAACUCAGCUGCUAAUCCUGUGUUGUAUGCAUUGAUCAACCGGGAGCUUCGACAACAGCACGUCAUGGCAAUGGCACGGAAGCGGCAAUCAUUCACUCAUGCCACUCACGGAGCUCUAGAGUUCGUCGCUCGUCACACCCACAAGUCUGCACCUGGUCAUCCCAUAAUCAUAACAAAGUAUAACAUCAGACAACAAAACGUAAUCAAAGGCCGCACGACUGCGUCAUUUCGACUUGCGUCUAGCUGCUCAAUUAAACAUUAA
Molecule: messenger RNA, 420 nt
Organism: Strongylus vulgaris
Lineage: Eukaryota; Metazoa; Nematoda; Chromadorea; Rhabditida; Strongylidae
Source: the annotation of a GenBank genome assembly